Molecule: messenger RNA, 7836 nt
Organism: Tachysurus fulvidraco (yellow catfish)
Lineage: Eukaryota; Metazoa; Chordata; Actinopteri; Siluriformes; Bagridae
Gene: epb41l3a
Product: erythrocyte membrane protein band 4.1-like 3a
Exons: 28
Coding region: 3618-6758 (1046 amino acids)
Biological process (GO): cortical actin cytoskeleton organization
Cellular component (GO): plasma membrane; cytoskeleton
Molecular function (GO): structural molecule activity; actin binding
Source: RefSeq, a predicted model, not a curated record
CUGGCUUCAGGUUCUGCAGCUACAUCACAUUCAUGAAAUAUGUGUGUGCGCGCUCGUGUGUGUGCGUGCUCGUGUGUGUGCGCGCUCGUGAGCGUGCAUGUGUACAAGUAAGUGGCUUUCGGGUCUCCUUUACGCAUGUUGGAUACGCAUGACGCAUACUGGGGAUUUUUGGCUCGCUGUGUUUUGGAGUAACCAAACUGAAUUUCUGAACAGACUCCAACCAUACUGAGCUCCUUUGGGAUGAACUGGAAUGUCAGCUGCUUGUCCCUGGCCACUGCACUCAACAUCAGUGCCUGCCCUUGAAUGAAUACAGAUCCACAUAACCACACUCUGAUUUCUACUGGAAAGCCUUCACAGAGGAGUGGGGGUUAUUAAAGCAGCAGAAGUGUACUAAAUCUUUUUACAGGAUGUUCAACAAUCAAAUAUGAGUGUAAUGAUCAGCUGUCCACAUACUUUUGUGUAAAUGAUAAAGUGCCAUUUCACAUCAGAUAGGUUAUGUAAUGUUCUACUUUAGGUCAGAAAUGUUUUUCAUGAAAAGAAUCCUUUAUAGGUAUUGUGAAUCAGACGUAGAAAUAAUUUUGUCCUUAAUAAUAGCUUUGUAAAAGGUAGUAAACUCUACAAAGGCAUUUCACACACUUACAUUCUUCAUUUUCAUUUUGCUGCUCUGUUUACAUAAUUUGCUGAAGAGCACCUAGAACUAGGUUUCUGCUUAAUGACUUGAUUGACCUACCUAGCACAUCAAAAUCAGCCAAGCAGAAAAUUAAUUUAGUCGCUCCAGCUUCUAUUUACUCUAUUAGAUUAUUGUGUUGCAUAUGUUAAUGAGUGUCGAGAAAACAAUAAAAGCCUUCCAGAAUAACGCUUGAGUAACUGAUAGAGCCCUAUACCUCCAAGAGUUCUUCUAGAUGGCUUUUCUAGAAGGAGUUUCUCCUUAAAGCUUACUAAGAGAAACUUUACUAAGUAAUCUCUAACUCAUUGCAGGACGUAGGGUUCAAGGCAGUUAUUCACUUAGGUCAGGAUGUUGGUCCAUCACAAGUCACCCUCACAUACACCAUCCGCUUCCAUUAUGGUAUUUAUUGCAAGUACAGCACAGUGCCUCACUACUGUACAUAUGCCCCUGGCUGUUGUAGUGGUGAAAUAGAACAUAGAAUAUUAAACUACCCAGUGCUUUAAGGUAUAAAAUAUAUCUAGGCCCCUUUGUUCCUGGGUGAAAUUGGAUAGUUUUGGAAUUGUCACAAAAAACUUGCAGAGAUGGAUGCAAAUGCAGGUAACAGUUCAAAAUACAGUCAGAGGUAUUUUUACACUCUGCCACCAGUAAAACACUCCUAUUCAGUGUCCUUGAGUAGUGUGAGUAGACAUGACUUAGCUAACACAAAUAUUAAAGAGACACAGACUCAUCAGCAUGCACAGCAAAGAGUGCCAAGAUGGCCAUGGACAGAGGUUAGGGAGAAUGGGAGAAAUUAGGGGAGAGAAUGUGUGAGAGAGCAUGUGAUCAAGGGAGGAAAAAAGAGUUUGGUAAGGAACUGGAGGGUUAUUGAAGGAGAAAUGGAGGAGAAAACUGACAUACUGAGAGCAACAGAGCAGGGGGGAGAGAAGUGAAAGAUGUCAGUGGAACAGAAAGAUGUCUGGGUGUAGUCCACAGCUGAAUAUUACAAGUACAAAGCAGGAGAAUUUUAUUACUGCAGCUAAGCCUAAACCACAGUUUAUGGGACUGUGGAUCGACAGCCUCUGUUCAGGCAGCAUAUCAUAUAUUCAGUUACUUUUAAAGGUGCACAAUAAAAGUCCAGUAGCAUUUCUAAAGCACUUUAAUCUUUUCAAGGUAUUAAUUCAUCAGGUUCUUUUACAAUUUAUCAAUGUGUUUAACCUUGUUCAUGGCUUGCUGUCUUUUUAGAUUGUCUGUGGCUGGCAGUAAUGGUUAAAAAAAAAUGCAUGUCCUUGUCCUUUUAUGACUGGUUCAAACCUUUUACUUAUUUUUCUAGUCUCAUAUAGUUAGUCACAUUGUUAGAUGUUUUUUAGUCAGGAAGCUCAAAAGACUGAGAAGCUAAGGAGAUAAAUGGCAUCAAAAUAUAAAGAAAAAAAUAAAGGCCAUAACUGUGAUUACAUUUUUUAAAUAGAUUUUUGUAUGUUUUUAUUGUUUACAUAUCAAGGAGAAGGUGUAAGUAAUUAAACAGACUAAAGUCCAAUGAGUAUUACACGUUAUUGUCUUUACUGUUUUCUGAUUUAAACUUGAAAUGUAUACACCUACUAGUUCCAAUAUUCUUAAAGAUGUUGUUUGAAUUUAUGUCCAAAUUAAAAAUAGCCCAGGUGGUAAAAUAUUUCCUCUGAUAUUACUGAUACAGUCUAGUUACAUUACAGAGUAGCUGAAGUAGUCAUACUUAAUCAUAGUUAGAAAUAAGAAGUUAGCUGAACAAACAUAUUUCCUAGGCUAGAACACCUGAAUGCUACAGUAGUUCAAGUUUGUGACCUUUCAUAGUGAUGGCCAUUUAGAGACGCCUCUUUGACUGAUUUGUUGGAUUUUGGUGACCCACAUUUUGCUAUUUUCUAUUUUCUGUUGUGGUUAAACAUUUUGACAUCAGCUCAGCUCAAUGCCAAGCUAAAUAAAUACAACAAGGUUAAAACUGCAUCAUAAUGUGACCAGGAUUGUGAGAUUACCAGUGCUGUAAACUGACAAUGUCAUUAUUCAAAUUGAACAGAUAUUGUGUUCAAAACAGAUACAAAUACAGACAAGAAUAGCAGAAGCACGUAUUUGCAAGUGGGAAUUAUUCAUUUCAUACAGGGUGUGAGUGUUCUUGAGAUAUUAAGCUCUUAGGACAGAGAAAGACCUAAAUUUAAGGGCAGCAGGAUGCAUUUACAGCAUCCUGACUGACUACCUGGUCAGGAUCACAGUGGUUUAAAUUAAUAACUGCACCUCAGUGCAAAUGUGGCUACAGAUAUGAACAUUGGAUGUACUGAAAAGAUGCAGAUCAUGGCUUUUCAUUACACCUCUACUAUGAACAAAUAGUGAAACAAAUUCACUGUACUUAAAAGGAAUUACCUAACAGACAGCACACUUUAUCACAUUCGACACUUAUGUUGAUCACUCGAUUAUGUCUUUAAUUAUAUAUACUCAUUUUGAGCUAUUGUUCAUUGAAAUGGUGCUCUGGUAAAAACAGACAGGGCUGUGCAGGCACACUUUAGACUCUGUUAGGGUGACUCAGCUAAUUGAUUUAACUCUAUGAUUAAGAAUUAGUGCCAUUAAAUGCAGAAGUUUGGAAUUUUGUGCAAGUUUAAGAGAAAGAAGUGACUAGUUAGUUGUAUGAUUGGGAUUAUUUAGUUAAUUGGCAAGAAUCAAGGGAUCUGUUAGGUCUCUCCUCUCCCAGCAUGCUGCACUGUCCCUGUCCGUGUGUGUGUGUGUGUGUGUGUGUGUGUGUGUGUGUGUGUGUGUGUGUGUGUGUGUGUGUGUGUGUGUGUGUGUGUGUGUGUGUGUGUGUGUGUGUGUGUGUGUGUGUGUGUGUGUGUGUGUGUGUGUGUGUGGCCAGUGAGUUGGGCUGCUGCUGAGAGCAGGGAGAACACGAGGAGGCUGUGCACCGGGAAACUGCAUCACAUCACACGCCAUUCACUGAAUAACCGUGUGAAUUAAAAUGACGACAGAGCCGAAUUCAGAGUUAGACGGCAAGCCGGAGCAGCAGGGGUCAGGUGCGGCACCGCCCCACACAGCCCCACCCAUCGACGACCAGCUGCCACCUGCAGCUGCCCAUAGCACGCCAGUUAAAAAAGAGCAGAACGGCGCGAGAGAGGUAGGAGGUGCUGCCCAGGGGAAAACCGAUCAGCAGUCAACCGAGGACGAGUCUACCCCCUACAAGUCCACUUCCAGCAAGCUGUCUAGGUCUCCCAUCAAGGUGGCCAAGAAGCCCAAAAACAUGCAGUGCAAAAUCACGCUUCUUGAUGGCUCAGACUACACCUGUGUGGUAGAAAAAAGAGACAAAGGCCAGGUGAUUUUUGACAAAGUCUGUGAGCAUCUUAACCUUCUGGAGAAGGACUACUUUGGUAUCACAUUCCGUGAUGUAGAAAAUCAAAAGAACUGGUUGGAUCCAGCCAAAGACAUGAAGAAGCAAAUCAGGGGCGUUGCCUGGAAUUUUUCCUUCAAUGUGAAGUUUUAUCCUCCAGACCCUGCUCAGCUCUCUGAGGACAUCACAAGGUAUUACCUAUGUCUGCAGUUGAGAGAUGAUGUAGCGUCGGGCCGCCUGCCUUGCUCCUUUGCCACACACACAGUGCUUGGGUCAUAUACAAUCCAGUCAGAACUUGGAGAUUACGAUCCAGAUGAGUACAGCACCAACUAUGUCAGCGAGUUCCACUUUGCUCCAAACCAAACCAAGGAACUCGAAGAGAAGGUCAUGGAGCUCCACAAGACCUACAAAGGGAUGACACCAGCUGAGGCUGAAAUGCACUUCCUAGAGAAUGUUAAAAAGCUGUCUAUGUAUGGAGUGGACCUCCACCAUGCCAAGUUGGUAGGAAGCUUCUUUGAGUGCUUGUCUCCAGCUAAAGGAGAGGAUUCAGAGGGUGUGGAGAUCAUGUUAGGAGUGUGUUCAUCUGGUCUACUCAUCUACCGAGACCGGCUGCGAAUCAACAGGUUUGCUUGGCCCAAAGUCCUCAAGAUCUCCUACAAGAGGAAUAACUUCUACAUCAAAAUUCGACCUGGAGAGUUUGAGCAGUUUGAAAGCACGAUUGGCUUUAAACUCCCCAACCACAGAGCAGCUAAGAGACUCUGGAAGGUUUGUGUGGAGCACCACACCUUUUUCAGGUUGGUAUCUCCUGAAACUCCACCCAAGAAGUUUCUGACUCUUGGUUCCAAGUUCCGCUAUAGUGGCCGAACCCAGGUCCAAACGAGAAGGGCCAGUUCACAAAUAGUUCGUCCAGCUCCCUUCUUUGAGCGCUCCACCAGCAAACGCUACAUCAUGUCCCGCAGUCUAGAUGGAGCUCAACGGAGCAUCCCCCAAAUCACAGCGACUGUAGUCCCAGGAUCUAUACCACUUAUUGCUAUGAAUGGCACUAAACCAGCAGAGAUGGGUACAGCAUUGUACGGGGCUGCAAAGGGCAUCGCCAUGAGUGACCUCAUCACCACAAUUACACCCGAGAAGAAGGCAGAGGAGAAGAGGUCAGAAGAGGACGAAGUGCUGCUCGUAGAAAAUAUUGUUGUGGAGGAGGAAGACGAGACGACCAAGGCUACAGAAGUAUCCCAGCCAAGUCCACUAUCUCCUGUCCAAUUAGACACAAGGACUGAUUUUACAGACACUGCUAUUGAUGGUGAAUUGACAGCUACUGAGCAGUCGGAUCAGGAAGACGAAUCUGAAAUAAGGAUCCAGCCCAGUUUUAUAAGGAGAAUUAAAGGAGAAAAUGUGUUUAUCAGACAUAGUAAACUGAUGCUGGAGGAGGUGGAUAAAACACCCGAAGAGCUGGUAAAACACCAGACCAACAUUAGUGAGCUGAAAAGGACUUUUCUGGAGGGGGGCACUAAUAAAUCAGGUUUAACAGAGUGGGAGAAGCGUCUCUCCUCAUCCCCCCUGCGAUCCCCCCGGCUGGACGAGGCUCCUAUGAUUGAACCCCUAGUGCCUGAGGAUACCAAAGAGGAUUCAGUAGCAGUGGCUGAGAAGGUGGAGAUUGCUAGAGGUACAGAACAACUGGACAGCCAGGAUGACAGGAAAGAUGAUGUGGAGUCUGAUGGUUGGGUAAUUAUAAACAAGGUUCCACCUAAGCCUAAGCCCACAUUCGAUGAGAUGUCCCCGGAGCUCACUGCUCUGUUAAAGUCUGCUCAUGAACAUAUCAGCACCUGGUCCUCCUCCUCUACAACUACUGGGCAAACCGGGGCCAUCCUUAAGACAUCUACCAGAUCUGAGAGGACUGAACAGCAAGCAGAUACACAGAAGCUUCCAGAAAAAGACCAGCCAAGGGAAGAGGAACAAGCAGAUGAACCACAGCAGUAUACCGUAUCGAAAAAGUCACAGGUAGAGGCACUUACUUUUCCAGACGUGUUGGAGCCUGGUGUCUCUAAAAUUACCUAUGAUGAGCCCAGUAGCUCUGUGCAUGUCUCAGACCAUUCUACAUCAGACAAGGCCAGCAGUGAUUCAAGCAGCAUGGCAACUGCUGAAUUCAACAUGCCCAUAUCGUCUAUGGGUAUUGCCCUCAGUUCCAUGACCACUCGGCCCCUGUCUCCCAGUGACAGCGAGUCUGGUGAUGAGAGUUUUUCUUUGUCUACCGAUGAUGAUGAUCCAGCUUCUGGAGACCAGUCACCCAAUAUGACACUCUGCUCUACUAUCAUCCUGUCGGAGCAGACGGGAGAUGCUGAGGGUCACAGUAAGGAGGUUUCCUCACUGCUCCAAACAGGGGUCAUAACCUUUAGCAGUGCGUUGUCAGAUGAGAUGGAGAGACUGGAUUCAGAGGAAAUGCCAGUGAUCCAUACGGAAAUGAAGACCAUAACAUAUGAGGCUCUAAAGGGUGAUACAGAAGGUGACACAGAGCCAGGGAUUCUGAUGAGUGCUCAGACCAUCACCUCUGAAACUACCAGUACAACCACCACCACACAUAUUACUAAGACUGUGAAGGGAAGUGUUUCAGAAACCCGGAUUGAGAAACGUAUUGUCAUCUCAGGGGAUGCAGACAUCGACCAUGAUGAGGCCCUGGCUCAGGCCAUUAAAGAAGCCAAAGAGCAGCACCCCGACAUGUCAGUGACCAAAGUAGUGGUCCACAAAGAGACUGAAAUCACACCAGAAGAUGGCGAAGAGUGAUGCAGGAUUAGUAUGUCUUCAUAUUUUUCACACCUACACCAUGGGAAUUUAAGGACAUUUUGGAGAUGCUGCCAAAGGAAACGGCACUACAGACACAUCAAUGGAUAUAACUUCAUCUGAGCACUUCUGGAGUCACCUUCUAACAAACACAUGGUCACUCUGUCCUGCAACACUUGCUUACAGAUCUCCUGGCUAGCCUGGUCCAGCACUGGUCAAUGACCCUGCAUGACAUGGGAUCAACACCUUUUCUAUAAAGAAAAUAAACGCUAAAUAAAAUGUAGGAAAUGCUCAGUGACCGCAGUGUAAAUUUCAGUCUCCUUUCCACACUCCCUCUGAAGGAGAAAAGAAAGUAUGUGGCCAGAAUUUUGAAAAUAGUACUGAUAUUAUGACCUACAUUUUAUUUAUUAGAAUAUUUCUCGAUACAAGAAGAUAAGACUAAUAAUAAUGAUAAUAAUAGACUGCAUCUGUAUGAGCUCCAGUAUUUAAUCAUGCGAUAGGUGUGUCAUUGAGUUCAGUCCACAUGUCCUGUUCCAGCCACCUCAACACAUUCUCUGACAUGUUCAUGCUGAAUGUAUGUGUGAAUCACAAUAUGAAUGAUGUACACUUGCUUUAUGAUCAAUGCAUAUUAGUAAAAAAUGUUUUUACAAGAUAUAUGGCAUUUUUUUUUAUGUUUUUCCUUCAUUUUACUCAAUGAAAUUUCCAAAUUCAGUGAAAUGAAUGCACUGUGACCAUUUGUCACUGACUCCUUGCUAACAAUGAUGGCUUUGCAAGGUGACAUCUGCCCCAGUCUCUCUUUUUAAGUCAUUUCCCAAAAAUGUCAUUUUGCCCCAGGUGGCAUAACUGAGCCUUAAAUUGUACAAACUGGACAGAGAAUCAGAAACAUCACAACUGAUGUGGUUUUUAAUCCUUCUAUUUCUGUUUCCUCUUUGUCUUCUUUUUCUCAUUAUUACUAUGAUUAUUAUAAUUAUAUUUGUUGUUGUUAGCCUGUGUGUGUGUCCAGAAUUAUCAUGCUGCCAUGUGCUGCACUUCACGUUGAAUGUGUUUACCACAAAAGCUCAAUAAAAAUGUUUAAAAUGUU